Messenger RNA from Anthonomus grandis grandis, 4209 nucleotides. It is a transcript of the gene Cc2d2a, whose product is annotated as coiled-coil and C2 domain-containing protein 2A. The transcript has 20 exons. The coding region runs from base 128 to 4147 and encodes 1339 amino acids. Gene Ontology annotation, biological process: protein localization to ciliary transition zone; non-motile cilium assembly. NCBI's taxonomy places the organism in Eukaryota, Metazoa, Arthropoda, Insecta, Coleoptera, Curculionidae. The record is from RefSeq and is a predicted model, not a curated record. Gene Ontology annotation, cellular component: ciliary transition zone.
ACAAAGAUCCAGUUGCCAUGGUAAUAAUGCUUGUCAUUGUUUGUAUUUAUGCAUUUUUUCAUAAUUUUCAGUUUUUAUUAGUAACUUGAUUAACGUGAUUGAGUUGUGCCCCUGUGGUCUGGUCAAUAUGAAUAGUUCAAAGGAAGACCUGCUUGAAAUGACCUCACCAACCAGGAAACUGCCUCGUUUAAAACUGCGGAAUCGCAACCAGGUUCAUUCUCCUCCUCACGCGUCACCGUCAAGCGGUUCGGUGAGGAGCGAUCAAGAACUGACGUCGGUUUUUUCCAUAAAAUCGAGAACUGCGAUAAAAACUGGUUGGAGUGAUGAUACUGAGGACACCUCGGAAAUAUCCGAGGACAUUGUUUCCGAAAGUUCAAAUGGUGGGAGGAGGAGUUUGUUGGGUGGAAAAAAUAAGUUUGUUAAGACAACAGAGAAAAUUAACAAACUGAAAAAAUCUCUGGAUAUACUGAGGAGAGAGAGCACCUUAGUGGAUGAGAGAGUAAAAUCUCUGAGGGAGAAACUCAAAACUCAGGAAGCGCAAGCUGAAAACAAGGAGUUUUCUUUUGUGAAUUUUGAAACUCAUAGGGAAGAGAGCAUUGAAUCAAACAGCUUGGAAUUAAUUAAGACCUACUUACCGCAAAACCUUCAGUUGGAGGUAAAAUUGUGUGAAAACGACCAUAUGAAUUUUCAAAAAUAUACCACCUUACAGCUGGAUCAUCUCCUCCCUAACCCAGUAAAGCUUUCUUCAAUAAAACCAAAACAUCACACUUUUCCUGGCCAGUGCAGCACGCACGUUCAGCCUCACCCUCCUUACAGCAACCUAACCGAAAUCCUCGUAAUAAAUCAAAACAUUUUAGAACUCUCCUUACUAAAAGUCAAAUUUUUACAUCACCCCUUGUUUAGUUUGGAGCACGUGCUCGUGAGGAAACUCACAGAAUUAUGUGACAAGUACAGGGAGAAUGACAAUAAAUAUUCUGUGAGGGACGUUCUUGAGGAAGUAAAAGGUUUGAAGGGUUUAGGAGACGCUGACUCGAGCGAUCAAAGUGAGGUCACGUGGAAAGAUGUGAGGAAAAGGAGAGAGAGGUUGAUUAGAGAGGCUCGGGAACAGAGAGAGAGGUGUAGAAAUGUGUUGAGUAUUUGGAAAGCCAUUAAAAAAUUAAGGUCGCAUCAAGGGUUUUCCAACACAAAUGUGAGACUGAUCAUUAAAAAGCAACUGGUGGAUCUCUCCGUGGAAAAGGAGCAGUAUGACGUGCUAUUUAAGGAGCUGAUGGGUCAAAUAAUCGAGCAACAGAGAGUGAGUUUAAACAAGAAGUUAAGCAGAGAUUCAGACUCGGAAAAGCCUACUUUAACAAUCGACACGACGAAAAUUGAAAGUGACUUAAAGAAGAAGUUGGAGAGAAGUUUGAAGCCUCCAGGUGAACCGACGCUGCAUUUCCAAUUAAAACGCGACCAUCCAAUAACUACGGAUCCGAACAACGCGAGCGAAAGAGACAGAAGAAACGUGGUGACAUCGACAAAGUUCACCGCCAAGAUCGUUUGCCACGAUUUAACAGUUUGCAAGGUCAAACCCGCCCUUCUGGAUGACGAUUUCAACUUGGACUUGAACGAAACGAUUUCCAUACAACUUCUGAACGUUCCGAAAUGCUUAUUUGUGGAACUUUACGAGCAUCCUAAGGGCCUCCUUAAGAAGAAAAUCGCGGAGCUAAAAAUCGAAAUCCCCUAUCCAGAAACGGUUUAUGAACAGUCCGAAAUGUUAGAGCAAACGUUCCAGAGGAGGGAUAUCGUCCAUUACAAGCAUAGUGGUGUAGGUAGCGCGGAAAGCCUCCAAAAAAUCACCGAUUUUGAGUUUACCGAGUUAAAUAUGGAACUGUUUGAGGAGCUCACCACCACGGUCGUUUUGAGUUAUAGAAUUGGCUGGAGGAGCUCCUCGGCUCGUAAGAUCAGCGUGGACCUUCCUCAAAGGGAGCAUAUAAGGAGGGUCAUGGAUAAAUAUGGAAAGUUGGAUCAGAGGGUGAUUAGGAACAUCAUUAAAGAUAAAAAUGCUCAUUUGAACCUUGAUCCUUUUGUUGAUUGGCUGGAAAACAACCUCAAUAAGGACUACUUCAGGAUCCAGCCUAAGCCUUUUUGCAAAAUCUCGGAUAUAGAAACGAACUUAAGAUUUCAAUAUUUAAAGUUACGCGACCAGAGGGAAAUCGAGUUCGAUGGUGUGUUAGUACCCAACCGAGUGAGGCAGAUCGAUUUCGGUCUAAUCAAGGACUUUAAGAUGAGGAAGGCGCGUGAGGGUACAUUUGAAGAUUUACGCGAGGACGUUGACCCGGAAACUUUAAGGGAAAACGGGCAGAGGCGACUUAAGCAAAUACAAACGAAGAUUUUCCAAAAGUGUAAAGGGAUGAGCGACAAUUUGAGUUACGAGAGUGUCGUGGAUGAGAAACUUCUCAUUUAUUUUGAGGACCUAAUUAAAAUAAGCGUAAAAAACUUCCUGAACUGGUUCAGAUGGCGACCGAAAAUCAGCAACCCUUUGCCGACCAUCAGCGCCAAUAGUAAACCAUCACAGGUGCCGCGCUCCAAUAAAAUUCAAAUUCAAAUUUUGGCGGGCAAAAACGUACCGCAAAGAAAACCGGUAAACGAGGACAGAGACGAGUUGGACCUGGUGCAACCCUUUUUGGAGAUUUGCUUUGAACACUCCGUAUAUAAAAGUGGGGUGGCUUUCGGGAGGGAUCCCGUAUGGAAUGAAACCAUUGAAAUACCUUUGGGGUGGGACCAAAUGGAUUAUUUGAAUUCUAACUCAAUGUGCGGAUGUAUCUGUGUAGAUCUGUUUGAUGAGCUUCACCCUAAUGAGAAAUUUUACCUUGGGGCGGUUAGAAUUCCUCUAAGCGCUUUGGGGACCGAAUCAAACUUGCACGGGUGGUUUAAGGUUAAAAGGCCGAUAGCUUUAUUGGGUUAUGACCCAGAAACUGAAUAUGACCCCCUUAAGUCUCCUGCUAAGAACUGGCAAAGGUCCAUGGAUGAAAUUUACUUAGAAAUGGAUAUAAGUCUUUGCUACAGUGUUCCCUUGUUAAUACCAAACAUGGCUGAACUUCCCUCCAACGACCCUCCUUACAUAAAAGAGCACAUUUUAAAGUGGAACGACCUAUUUAACUCCAGUUUCAUUACCAAAAAGUUCCAGGCUCUGGCAAUAGAUUCUAGUGGCAGAACCAACUGUAUUACCAAGUUUUUGAGGCCCCUAGAGCCCCCCAGCUUCACGAACGAUGACUUUGGCAACCUCGAUGUUACACCGGAAAGGUGCUUAAGAUAUGUGUCCCUGAUACCUUUUAGCAAAAAUAGUCAAUUUUUGCAAAAUAUAUGGCUCAAAACUGAUGAAAUGUUGAGUCUCAUGGUGGGCUCUGUCGUGGACCACUGUGUGGCCCUGGUAUGCUUCCUUUUGGCCCUAAACAUCGACGCCUAUUUAGUAUUAGGUUUUGGGUUGCCCAAUGGACCUUCCAGCUACGUCCUCUAUGCAGACUUUCCAACUUACAUCAUCUUAGAUGUGGUGACUAACCAAAAGUUUGACAUUCUAGACCCUUUUUGUCCUUUACAACGAAUUUACUGUUUAGCAAACGGGGAGAACGUUUGGGGUAAUGCUCAACGGAGCCCCACUAUUGCUCUACUAAGGUUCGAUUUAAACAGGAAAUCGAACUGGUGGCCCCUGUUUAAUAACACAAUAACGGCCCCGAGUAAUUAUUUAAAUCAGAAAAUCAGUUUUUCCUUGGGAAAGUUUGAGGAAAUCGAGGCGGUCCUAGAGAGGAACAUUAAAAGGAAAUUUCAGAAGUGGAGACCCACGGAGCGAACUAACUUCAAUCCCGGGGUGUCUGAAGGCAUUAAACACACUUUAAGGUACUUGGAAAUGUACUCGUUACAUGUGAAAAAGAUUGGAGAUAUUAUGCUGGAAGUAGGAAAGGUUUUGGAGCCGUAUGAGGUUAAUGGUACUAUAAUAAACAUCCCAUUAACGACCACCCGGGACGUACUGAAGCAAAUAAAGAAACUAAACAUUCAUAACAUGAAGGGAACAAUUGACUUUGGCCUCUCGGUUUUUGUGCAAGUUUAUCCGGGGCAAGUUGCCUCUGUUUGGGUGUUUCUUUCAACUCUAGCCGAUAAAGUGAAUGUGUAGCUAAGCGAUUUAUGAAAUGUAUAAUUUUUUUCAAUGUAGUUUAUAGAGAAAUGUUUUCUGAA